Messenger RNA from Colletotrichum aenigma, 393 nucleotides. RefSeq lists its product as uncharacterized. Lineage: Eukaryota; Fungi; Ascomycota; Sordariomycetes; Glomerellales; Glomerellaceae. The record is from RefSeq and is a predicted model, not a curated record. The coding region runs from base 1 to 393 and encodes 130 amino acids. The transcript has a single exon.
AUGAGAUUCUCCAUCGCCAACAUCACGACCGCCGCCCUGGUCCUCCUCCUCAACGCCGGCCCCACAGCCGCUUCCCCCGCCGACAUCGACGUCCGCGACGCCCCGCGCCCCGCCGCGAACCUCUGCUGCUGCGACAGCAGCCGCCCCGGGUACAACUGCAAGGUCCCGGAGGCGCAGGGCGGCGCCGAGGACCCCAUCUGCACCCUGCAGCUGUGCCCGCACGAGCCGGAGACGCAGAAGCAGUGCUGCUGCUGCUUCCCGAACUCGGAGGUUUUCCCCGUCAAGUGCAGUGCGAUCCCGAAGGACGAGGAGUGCAACUGCCCUGCGGUCUACUGCCCCUUCUCAUACGGCGAGAAGUACUUGCCUGGAUACCCCUGGACCCCGGCUGCUUGA